AUGUGGAAGAGCAACAAAGUGUCGCCCGAUAGUCAAGUAUUAGAGAAUAUAGCGUAUGAAGUCCAGCAGCUCUCCAGACCGGUAGAUUUUAAUACGUUACACCACGGUAACAAAGUCCUGGCCCUGAGAAGAUUAAAGUUUCUUCUAGAGCAUUCUACUAGAGACAGAGUGCAAAAGUGCGAUAUGCAAGAGUUAAUAUAUUCUUCAUUAAGUCUGGUUUACUACUUUGGUACACGGCUUAAACAGGAAAAACUUAAAGGAAAACUGUUAAUAUGCUUCAGCGCAAGGCAAUUUCAUUUGGCUGAAGAAAUCUUUCACAAAGUCAUGGAAGGUCUACACCCGGAACACAGCGAACUCGUAAUCAAAACGACACUGAAAUUCUUCUCAGAGGUCUCAUUGUGGAGCUUUGAAAAUUUCGUGACGCAAAUAUUGGAAGUGCUAUUGUUUUACAACGAAGGCAAGAUCACGUUGUUCAACAUCAUGCUGACAGACAUCCACUGCGUGGUAUUCAGUGAUUUGGUAUCAGCCAGACAUAGAACGAGGGUGCUCUAUGAAUUGCUGAACAGCAAAAAUUGGGUGAUCGACAGUCAGCACCUCUUGCCAUUUGUGACGCGAUUUUUAAAUUUUUUCACAAACAGCGCAUGUCACAAGCGACCCACAUUCCAAUACUUGAAGAAAGGUUUUGAAGUGUGCCUGCGCAGGAUAUUUGAGAGGACCGCUAAUAAACACAAACUUACUUUAAUCACUACUAUAUUACACUGGUUCACUAUGGUUGAUAUUGACAAGGAGAACGUCCUAGAUGUAUCUACACUUUUAGAUUAUGCAGCGUUUUUGUACGAAGUGGGUAGAUAUAGAGAUAGUUUUGAAGGUGGAUUUAUUCAUCAUAUUGUGAAGAAGUUGAUUGGUUCCACUGAUUCGUUGUAUAGUCUGUGCGGUUGUCGAAUCUUAGCCAGGUUUCUUGAUCGACAUAAUAACUCCUCUUAUCUGAUAGUUCCGACAUUAUAUUACGAGUUUUCGCAGGUGCCAUUGAAAGUCGGCGAUUACGACAGAAGCGACAAGGCGUUCCUAAGGGAUCACCGGGAACUAUUCCAUGAUUAUUUUGUUAAAGCCUUCGAGAUGUACCACUCGAGACAGUCAAACGUCGAGGCUCUAUAUUUUGCGAUGUCAUGCUUAGUCCUAGAAGUUCCGUGUGGUUUUACAGCGGCUUCUGUAACAUGCAUGCUGAUGUUUAUCCAGGACUUCGCCAUCACCACCGACAUACCUGAGAAAUCUCGCUUUUGGUUACAUGCUGUUGUGCUAUCCCUUAUGUCCCUGAUAUGUUGGGUUCACAAAGCUCCAGAGUUAUAUAGAUAUGUUAAUGAGAUAGUGUCCAGGCGCGCUAAGGAAGCACCGCAGCUGAAUCCGCCGUUGCUGGAUGAUUAUAAGAUUGAGAAUAAAAGAGUGACUUGGAAUAGGGACACGCUAUUCUUUGAGGAUUGGGAGCUGCGGUACGGGCUUUGGAAGCAUUUUAGGAGUACGCAGUUACUCUUCUGUUUGGCGAUGUUUCUUGCCAUACUUGCUUCAGCUUCAGGAGGACGCUCAAAAAAGGUGAUCAUCCACGUGCCCUAUAAGGUGAAGAAGAUCAGGCACACUCACACAGUAUACAAAACCAUCCACCAUCACCACAAGCACCACGAGUUCCCGAAUUACUUGGAACACCCUUCUGAGGAGCACGAGCAUUUCCAUCACAUGCUAAUCGACGACGCUCACACGCAGCCUAUACCAGCUAUUGGCCUGCCCGACUACUUACCAGAUGUCCCGAUAAACGAUGAAGAUGAAAUGGAUGGUGUACCAAUCAUACCGACGCGGCAUAUGUUCUUCAAACGGGAGUGA
This is a messenger RNA of Leptosia nina, 1872 nucleotides long. NCBI's taxonomy places the organism in Eukaryota, Metazoa, Arthropoda, Insecta, Lepidoptera, Pieridae. The record is from the annotation of a GenBank genome assembly.